Naumovozyma dairenensis CBS 421 is the source of this 519-nucleotide messenger RNA. It is a transcript of the gene CAF20, whose product is annotated as Caf20p. Gene Ontology annotation, biological process: negative regulation of translation; translational initiation. The transcript has a single exon. NCBI's taxonomy places the organism in Eukaryota, Fungi, Ascomycota, Saccharomycetes, Saccharomycetales, Saccharomycetaceae. The coding region runs from base 1 to 519 and encodes 172 amino acids. The record is from RefSeq and is a predicted model, not a curated record.
AUGUACAAGUACACCAUCGACGAACUAUUACAAUUGAAGCCAAGUGAAACUUUAGUAGCCAACUUUGAUGCAGUUGAUUUCAGAGCCAUCAUUGAAAAAGUCAAACAAUUACAAUCCUUGAAAGAGGAAGAAUUUGCUCACCAUGGUGGUCAUGGUCACUUCAACCGUAGAAGAUCUUCUCAUCAUCAUGCCGGUAGACCAAAAGUGAAACAUAAUAAACCAAAGGUCACUACUGAUUCAGAAGGUUGGUCUACUCUAGACAAUAAGAAAGAUGUUGCAGAAGAAUCCGAAGUAGUCGAUGGUGCAACUACUACUGCUGCUGGUACCACCUCGAAUGGGAACACUAGAUCUUCUCCAGUCCCAAGUGCGACCAUUGCUCAAGAGACUUUGAAAGUUAGACCUAAUAAUAAAAAUAUCGGUUCAAGUAGACCUGCUGAUACAAAGGAUAUCGUCGCUGAUAAGCAAAUACAUGGUUUCAAUGCAUUUGCGGCUUUGGAGAGUGAUGAAGAUGAUGAAUAA